Lathyrus oleraceus (garden pea) is the source of this 1871-nucleotide messenger RNA. RefSeq names its product APO protein 1, chloroplastic. The record is from RefSeq and is a predicted model, not a curated record. Bases 63 to 1688 code for a protein of 541 amino acids. Gene Ontology annotation, molecular function: RNA binding. The transcript is spliced from 4 exons. Lineage: Eukaryota; Viridiplantae; Streptophyta; Magnoliopsida; Fabales; Fabaceae.
AAGUUAUUUCUAUAACAAAUGAUAAAUAUAUAAUGAUAAUUGAAGGUUAGUAGUCGAUUUCAAUGGAAAGGGCGGCACCUGUUCGCUCUCUAUCCCUCACAAGCAGCACAUACUUAUCUCACUUCUCCGUUCUGUUCCCUUUCACUCCAUCUAGGUUUUCUCCUCCUCCACCUCCUUUCCUCCGCCGCCACUCAACUUCCACCAGAUUGCGUCUUACCUCCUCUUACUUCCCUAACCGCAAUCGGAACCAUUUCUCCACCAGAGCAUCCCUUAUUUCUUCUCCAGAUAUUAUUGAUGGCCAAGUAGUGGACUAUGCAGUUGCCCGAGGACUGGGGUUUGAGAAAAUAUCAGACGAAUUCAUUCCAGAAUGCAAAUCCAAAGCCGUGAUGUUGAGGCACGUCAAGACAGGGGCUCAAGUCAUGUCUGUUUCCAACCAAGAUGAGAAGAAAGUAAGACUGAGCUCUUCUCUCAGUUACACAAAUCAGUUCAAGUGUCAACAAUUCAACAAGUGUAGAUCGACAUUACCUGGAGUUAUACUUUGUGCCAAUCGGAAGCUUAGACCUGAUGAAUUUGUGUGGAAACGAAAUCAGUCAACCCAAAAUGUCGAUUUCCCACCAAAGUUACCAAAGAAGAAGAAGAAACCAUUCCCUAUUCCCUUUAAAGAAAUCAAGCAGGCUGCAAAGAUGGACAAAAAACUUGCAAGCAAGGGAAUAGAGAAACCUCUUGAACCUCCAAAGAAUGGAUUGCUUGUUCCGGACCUAGUUCCUGUUGCUUAUGAAGUAUUUGAUGCUUGGAAGCUUUUGAUUAAAGGUCUUUCUCAGCUGUUGCAUGUCAUUCCUGUAUAUGGCUGUAGUGAAUGCUCGGAAGUACAUGUGGCUCAGACCGGUCACUUCAUUCUAGACUGUGAAGGCCGUACCAGUUCGACGCGUCAUAGUUCUCAUGCGUGGGUCAAGGGUUCCGUGAAUGAUAUACUUGUCCCAAUUGAGUCGUAUCAUCUCUUUGAUCCAUUUGGUAAACGCAUUAUGCACGAUACACGGUUUGAAUACGACCGGAUUCCAGCUGUUGUUGAGCUCUGCAUUCAAGCCGGCAUGGACAUCCCUGAGUAUCCUUCGCGAAGAAGGACUAAUCCCAUACGAAUGGUAGGGAGGAGAGUACUUGACCGAGGCGGUCAUCUAGAGGAGCCUGAGCCGUUUCACUUUGCCGAGUCCUCUUCCAUCAUGGACUUUGAUACUUAUAGAGCCAGUGAGCGAUUUCCCCAUCCACCAUUGUCCGACGUACCUAAAAUCGCCCAAGAAACAAUCAACGCAUAUCAAAUUGUUAGAAAGGGUGUCAGGAAGUUGAUGAAGAAAUACACGGUGAAAGCGUGUGGCUAUUGUUCGGAAGUUCAUGUUGGACCGUGGGGUCAUAACGCGAAGCUUUGUGGAUCAUUCAAACAUCAAUGGAGAGACGGAAAACAUGGUUGGCAGGAUGCUACUAUAGAUGAAGUCUUACCUCCAAAUUAUGUGUGGCAUGUUAGAGACACGAAUGGACCUCCAAUUAUGGCUGCAUUGAAAAGAUAUUAUGGAAAGGCUCCGGCCGUAGUGGAAGUGUGUGUACAAGCGGGCGCACGUAUACCAGACGAGUACAGGCCGAUGAUGAGGCUUGACAUUGUAAUUCCAGAUUCUGAUGAGACAGGAAUGAUUGCUUGAUGUCAUCUCACAAUUGCAUGAUCUGUUUAAGUCUAACUACACAUUCAUAGUCCUUAGCAUGAGAAAAAUCUUCAGCAUGAUAUGUCUGAUUUCUUGAAUGGAUACCAGCAUUUGAUGUAUCCAACAUGUAUAUAAGCCAAUAGCAGAACAAGUAGGUUAUAUCACUAUGUUUUGGUGUGUGAA